Molecule: messenger RNA, 2264 nt
Organism: Plutella xylostella (diamondback moth)
Lineage: Eukaryota; Metazoa; Arthropoda; Insecta; Lepidoptera; Plutellidae
Source: RefSeq, a predicted model, not a curated record
AGAUUGUAACAUAUUUUCACAAAAUACGAUAAAAUUAACCAUUUCAAUGAGACAGUGAAACAAAUUUAAACAUGCCCCGAGUUAAAAUCGAUUACGUAGUCAGCUUUAGCAGCGAAGACUCUGGUAACCCGGCCAGUAAUCUCCUAGCGAAUGAGAUCUCUAAGAAGAAGUGGCUGUGCAGUCGAGGGGAGCCGUCGUGUUCGGUGGUGCUUCAGUUGGCGGGAACUGUGAGGAUAUCCUCGGUGAACGUGGGGGCGCACCACGCCGCGCUCGUCGAGGUGCUUGUGGGGCGCUCCGAGACUCCCAAUGAGCCCUACAAGGUGCUGGUGCCAAGUUGUGUGUUCCUGUCACCAUCUGACUCCAGGAAAGGGGAGGGUGUGGACAAAGUGAGGUCAUUCAGUGCCGACCAGCUCGCUGCCGACGCAAAGGACCAGAAGUGGGACAGAGUGAGAGUGGUGUGCUCGCAGCCUUACAAUAAGCAUUGUCAGUACGGCUUGUCCUUUAUCCACAUAUUUGAACCUGAAGAGGGACCCUCAGCUGCAAACCCAGUUACUGCAUCAAACCCCUCCGCUGUCCCUAACCGCCUGUUCUCCAUGGACACACACUCCUCCGAUGAAGAGGAAAUCUUCAAGCCCGGAGACCUGUUUGCUAAAUAUCUACAGAACAAAAAUGCUGGAACCUCAACAGAAUCUCAAAUUAAACAAGCCAACUCACUAGCAAUCAAAAACGCAUCUGACUCAGCUUCAAAACUAGUGAAGACACCAAUUUGCAAAGACAAACAUAAAACAUCAUCAUCAUCAUCAGCCAAUCACAGCAACUCAACCCCAGACAGGAAACGAAACAGCCUCAUGUAUGAUGAUGAAGAUGACAGACCAAACUCUAAAAUAGAUAAAAUAGUUCAAAGACAUAAUGAUGACAAGAAAAAGAAAGAAGAAUCUGCUAAAGUGGAGACUCCUAAACCCAAAACAAAAGACAAUAAAACAGAUAAACAAGAAAAAGACAAAUUCUCCUUUGCAUUAGAAUCUGAAUCUGAUAAAAGAACAGAAAAGGCUAGUCAAAGUAAAAGUAGAGAUAAAGAAAAGCUAAAUACAAGUAGAAGUAGUGAAAGAAACGAUGACAGACAUGGUAAUAGAACCCCACAGUCCAGCAAAAAGGAUGAAGAUAGAAAUGGAAGGAGUCGCGAGGAAUCAAGAAAGCAUAAAAGAAGACAUUCUGGAGAACUUUCCUCUGAAAGAAAAGCGAAGCGCCCCCGGCCCGGCCCGGUGUCCUCCACCCCGCACACUCUUCUCUCCCACGUCGUGUUUGUUCUCUCCGGCUACGAGAACCCCCGGCGUGGUACAGUCAGAGACAAGGCGCUAGCUUGUGGAGCUAGAUAUUCUAGGGAUUGGGAUGCGAGGUGCACGCAUCUUAUAUGCGCGUUCCCAAACACGCCCAAGCUCCGUACAGUCCGCGCGGAGCCCAACGGCGCCUCAGCCAUCAUUGUCAAGGCUGAAUGGGUGGACGAGUGCUGCGCGCGCCGCCGCCUGCUGCCGUGGCAGUGGUUCGCCACGGAGCCAGCUAGGCUGGUGAAGAGGAGUGAGGAGGAUGAGGAGGAGUUGGAGAGGGAGGGGGGUGGGGAUGAAGAGGGCGACACCGACGAAGAAAUUGAAAAAGUUGUGCGAAAGCAAAAACAGGAUGAGGAGGGAAAACAAAAGCAAGAAAGAGAAAGAGAUAAUCAUUCAGCAGCAAAGAAAGAAGACAGAAAUACCUCAAAAGACAUGACCAGCCCUAAGAAACAACAAGACAUCAACAUGUCGCAAGGUUCAGAUGAUGUAGCGUUUGUAAGAGACGAAAGGAUAAAAGGCAAUGUCACGAUUAGCGAUUCUGAAGGUGAAAAAACUGAGGAAGACAUUCCAGUCAGAACCAAAGUGAAGAUAGAUGAGAGUAAAACAUUGCCAGAUUUUCUAGAUGGUUCCACAUUUGUCAUAGACAAGGGUGUUGUUGAUGAAGGAUUUGAUAUGGAACUGCUGAAGCGAUAUGUAUUAGCGUACGGUGGAGAGGUAUUAGAGCCAUCAAACAUAGAUUCGGAAACCGGAGUGACCUAUGUGCUAUGCGCAGACGCAAGUUGCGACGCGGCGCAAGUGGCGCCCUCAGCGCAGAUACUGCGCGCUGAUUGGCUGUGGCAGUGCCACCGGAAACGGAAACUGUGUUCCACUGACAAGUUUCUGAUAACGUAGUUUGAUUUUUGAUAAGAUUAUUGUUACUGUUGUGUUGAAUUAAUUGUU